UGUACGCAUGUCGCCGCAAUGGGGCGGCAAUGAGCCGCCCACGCGCCCAACAACGCGGCGAUAUCGUUGCAAAAUGAUGCGCCGGCAUAAUUGAGCGGAUGUGCGUGAGAUCGCGGAAGAACAAGGGCGCAGAUAAAAGAGAUAUCGAAGCCACUACGUUGAUGGAUUCUAAUUGCACGCAAUGUACGGAGCCGCGUAUUUAUGUCACAUAUUUCGCCGUAAAUGCGGCCCUUUCAUUCACGGCCUCUGCCUACAAUGAAUGCGAUUAACGACAACGCGGAACACCUUGCAUGGACAGUCGAAUUCGCACGACUUUCUUUUGCGCUGAAACGAAUCGUCGCGACGCGCAUUGUCGACUUUGUCGAUCGCGCGCUUGACACGGGUCUACGAGAAAUUGGUGUCAGGAAUGCAAAUUCGUAGAGAACAUGAAGCACCAGGGUGUCGUCCACCACCACCACCACCAUCACACCACCAUCAUCAUCACGCGACGUCCGACAUUCCCGGCAAAGUUGGUUUAAAUGGGCACCAUUAUGCUCGUUGUUCAUGUCCCGUCGUGCGUACAUCCCUUUUUUGUGGGAACGUGGACAUUACGGCGCUCUUUGAACUCGUGGGAAUAAGACCCACCGCGGUCAAGUACGGCGGUUUAUUUAUUUUAUUUAUUUUUGUCGUUCGCGUAAAUGUGGUUUUAAUGUGCGUGUUGACGCGCGCGUGAAUACGCGCAGUUGAGCUUAAGUACCUUAACUAAAGGUAAUACGCGCGAGAUACUAUUCUUAAUAGCUCUCAUUAGAGCACUCUGUCAAUUUUCUUACGUAGUAUGUCGUUUACUGUCUCGUGGAUCUUGGAAUAUGUCUACCGUGUACGAUUCUCUCGCAGUAAUAGUCUCAGAGUCGAAAAUUGACACGAAUUAGUAGAUAACUUAUUUCUUACAUUUUAAUUGUACAUCUUCAAUACUCCUCUCUUUUACGAUAAAAUUAGUUCUGCUUGUAACUCCGCACCCCACGUUCAAAGGAAUUCACCUAAUGCAGUUCGGUUAUCAAAGUCCGGUCCUAAAAAUUACGACUAUCGCUGUGUCGUAACGUUACAAAAAAGGCAGGAAUAUCAUAGAGGGAUCAAAGUUGGAAAUAUCUGCGCGUAUCUCGGUGUCAGAGUCGGCGGUGGCGGUGGCGGUGGUGGUGACAGUGGUUAGUUAGUGGCGGUGAUGCCCGAGUGUUGCUCCACAUGUGUGCAUUCGGCGCACAGGGCAUACUGAUCGGAGAGAGGGGUGUUGGUGGUGGUGGAGGCGCGCGUACGCUCUGCGGGGCCCACUUGUUCGCCGGUGGGUUGGCUUGACAUUCGUGAGCGCGUUGCCGGUGCGGCAACAUCGGGUACUUGCCUUGCUUCGGUGCGAUUGACGGCGUUUACGUCUUCGCGUCCGUUGUCGAGGAAACCGUCGGGGCCACCACGAAUGUCACUCACUUGAGGCAAGACUACGGUUCCCUGUGGGAGAACUGGAAGCACCGAUCUGGUAAUAACGAGUCAUCCGAGAUCGUGACUGAGACGUUGAAGAAAAAGUGCACCAAGUACGGAAACGUGUCGAAAAGUCGCAUCUUAGAACGUGAAGAACAUGUUUUAAGAGAACGGAGAUAGAGAGGAGAGAGAGAGAGAGAAGUUCGGACGUUUAUACGUACAGUGAUCUGCGCAUCUGAGGAACAACGAAACCGAAAAAUGACGACCGAGUCGUUGUCGCGCGAGGUUGACGCGCAUAUCGUCACCAUCCUGACAAGGCUGUCGACCCUCCGGGAGAACAAUGCCGACGUCGUCGAGAGGAAGGCACCCAUGUCCAUUGAGGCCCGUAGUCUGGAGCUGUGGCGUGCUGUGGCCGUCGAGUGCUUCGCCACUUUCCUCUUCAGCCUAGUAGUAUCCGGCGCGGCCGCGGCCUCCGCCGUAUCCGGAAGCGGACUCUCCGUGUUAGCUACUGCGGUGGCUUCCGGCUUCGCCAUCGCCGCGAUCUCCAUCAUCUUCAGUCACGUCAGCGGUGGACACGUGAAUCCAGCGGUCUCCGUUUCGUUCGCUUUGUGCAGACGGAUCUCUCCGCUUCGCGCGGUGCUCUAUAUAGCGGCGCAAUGCGGCGGCGGGAUAGCUGGAGCGGCGAUGCUUUAUGGAGUAACUACACCUCCGAACACGCAGACCCUAACAUCCCCCGGUAGGUUGGGAGGCCCUAUCGAGAGGCUGCUGGUUGAGUUAGCAUUAUCGGUGCUUAUCAUGCUGGCACAUUUCGCCGCGGACUCACCUAGAUCACUGCCACCUGCAAUCUCCACGAAAGCUUCCGGAGUUUUGGCCGCAGCUUACACAGCAGCCACGCUCGUUUCCAGCCCCUUUCUAAAUCCAGCACGCGCCCUUGGUCCGGCCUUCGUGAUGAAUCGCUGGGACAACCACUGGGUAUACUGGGUAGGCCCAUUGUCGGGAGGCGCCGUGGCAGCGCUGCUUCACGAAUACGUUCUGAGUCCCAAACGCACGAAAGACCCGCGUGAGAUGGACGACGGCGAUAAUUCGUCCAUGAGGUCCGACGAGGACACAUACGAUGAUCUCGACAAACCGAACGGACCUAAAUUCCCUGGCGCAUACGCGACCUAUCGUCCAGUCGCCGGUGCGUCUUCGUCGAUCUACAGCGCACCGCCGUCGGCGUUAGAGCGCGUCGAGUCGAUCUACGGCGGCACCAAGUCGCUCUAUUGCAAGUCGCCACCGUUGACGCGCGCUAAUCUCAAUCGCUCGCAGAGCGUUUAUGCGAAAUCAACAUCAGGUCCGCGGGAUGGCCUGAUGAUACCGAAACCGGGGCCGUUGGUGCCGGCGCAGAGUCUGUACCCCAUUCGUCUGGGUGGCCAGAAUGGCUGCCAAAACGGGCUGAUCCGUGAGAACCAGCCUGUAACCGGUGGUAGCGGCCCUGGCGGCGGAGGAGGAGGAGGAGGAGGAGGAGGCGCCGGCGGUCCGCCGAGCCAGACCUCGCAGAACCACAACAGCACCAAUCAAAAUAUGCAGAAUCAACUGCAGCAAUGCACACAAAGCAUCUACGGCAUCCGCGGCAUCUCCACGAGCCUUAGCACACGGGAGAACGGUAUCUACGGGGUGUCCACAGGCUCUAGCGUCUAUGGUCGUGCGCCGGCUCCGCCGCCGGGCAGCCAAAACUCGCAGCAAUCCGCUCAACAAGGUGGUCAGUCCUCAGUGCAGAACCAUCCACCACCACCACCGUCGCAGCAGCAACAACAGCAGCAGCAGCAGCAGCAGCAGCACCAACAUCAGAACGGGCCCUUAUCGACCGCCUCUGACAGCGGGCCAAAUCCCAGACGACCUGAGAGCAUGUACGGCCAUGUGUCGAGGCGCAGCGAUGAUUCUGCGUACGGUAGCUAUCAGAGCUCGACGAGGGGCAAUUACGGCAAGGUACCGGGACCACCUGGCCCACCCAACGGUCCGCCAGGGCCGCCGCAGUAUCGCGAUCAAGGUAGACCGAGUCCGGCCGGACCGCUCCAACAGAGUCAGAGCGCGCAGAGUAACUUCCAAAGAAACUCACCGAAUCCUCAGUAUUGACUAUAGACUGAAGGUCGAUGGAUGCUACGAGGGUCAUCGUGCCAUUGGCAAAUCGUUCCCGAUUGCGAAGGAUCCGCCCGCGGAAUCGUUUUAAUUCGUGCAGCCGAAUACGUUCUGAUGAUUUCGAAGUAGAGCGUAAUUUCUAAGCGAUUAGAAAAAUCUGUAAAUAGACUUUAGUUAAUGAAUGUUUAUAUAAUUUUUUUACGUGUCUGCUGCUGUCGUAUGAUAAUUCUUUCUGCGUUGAAAGAUACGGAUGUCAAACCCGUAAGAGGAUUAAUAAGUGAUGAGAGAAAUAAAAUACGCGACACAAUAAUUUGUCGCCUGUCUUAUUUAUCGCCAGUGUUGUGAUCUAAAUUUAGACUUGUCUAUCUUUAGAAUGGUGAUCCAAGUUUAAUGAUAAUCUAAUCUACGAACUGAGAGAUGUGACUGUAUAUAGAACUUUAUAGAGAUGUAGAAUUAUGAUUUAUUAUUUAUAAUGGUAUCGAAAGUUGAAUAUAUUUCCAGAAAAAACGAAGACGCAUUUUUUGUAUUUUUUUGUUGUGUAUACUAAGGUCAAUUGAUAAUGAAAACAAUAUUUAAUGCACAAUUGCAAGAUUGAACAUGUAUCAUUUUUGUACAACAUACACAAUUCUCGUGGAUUUCAGUCUAAUUUAACUCUUAUUUCAUAUCAAAUAGCAAUAAUUCAAUGUCAGCCGAGUGAAUAAUUAGAAAAUUCCUGUACAAUUAUCGAUCUGAUUAAGCUUUAGAUAUAGUUCGUGCCAAAUAUUUUCCAGUGAAUAUUCUUCAAGGAGCAAUCAUAAAGAUUAUAGUGCUCAUCUUAAAAAUUACUCGUGGAAAGCUAAUUACGCACAAUAUAAAUUAUCUUUACUGUGAACAUAACACUAUUACUCGUAUCUCUCACAGUUAUAAGAAAUCUAUCUAUGCCAUAUAACCAUCAAAUAGUAGGAGUUUUAUAUAUAAAAGUAAAAAACAAGAUGAAUAUCGUUAUUUAAACAUAUGCAAGGUACUAUGUAACAUACCAAUACGAAAAAUGGCAAAGUAAAUAGAUUUUCGUAUCAUAGAAAUUAUUAUGUAAAAGUAUUUGUACAUAUUAUAUGUAUUUAUUAAUUUGUAUCCAUAUAUGAUAAUUGUAAGUUUUGAUAAUUGUUACAUUCGUAUAUCUACGCAUUUCUAAUAUAUACAUAUUAUAAACAGUAAUAUAAUGUAGUAUAUAUUAGAAAAUCAUGACAAUAAAUGUAUUUA
Molecule: messenger RNA, 4803 nt
Organism: Odontomachus brunneus
Lineage: Eukaryota; Metazoa; Arthropoda; Insecta; Hymenoptera; Formicidae
Gene: bib
Product: neurogenic protein big brain-like
Exons: 6
Coding region: 1705-3561 (618 amino acids)
Biological process (GO): transmembrane transport
Cellular component (GO): plasma membrane
Molecular function (GO): water channel activity
Source: RefSeq, a predicted model, not a curated record